Messenger RNA from Schistocerca cancellata (South American locust), 5753 nucleotides. RefSeq names its product UTP--glucose-1-phosphate uridylyltransferase-like. NCBI's taxonomy places the organism in Eukaryota, Metazoa, Arthropoda, Insecta, Orthoptera, Acrididae. Gene Ontology annotation, biological process: glycogen metabolic process; UDP-alpha-D-glucose metabolic process. Gene Ontology annotation, molecular function: UTP:glucose-1-phosphate uridylyltransferase activity. Gene Ontology annotation, cellular component: cytoplasm. The record is from RefSeq and is a predicted model, not a curated record. The transcript has a single exon. The coding region runs from base 265 to 1806 and encodes 513 amino acids.
GGUACCGGUGUUGUUUACUUGUUUAUAUGACAUAUUGAUGUGACGACAACGAGUUGUUAUUGCGUGUGUCAUGUGGUGGUAAAUAGUGUUCGACAAGUCGCUGUUGAUUUAGUGAUCAGCUGCGUUUUAUUUCCUUUCUAGCUGUAGAUCAUAACAGAACUGAUAAGAGAGACAUUCAAUUUUUAAACUGAAAGUUGAUUGUUAAUACACAAACCUAAAUAACAUAGACUCGAUUGUUUUCUUAUUUUUUACUGGAGCACGAAGAUGGAAGGUAAUGUCGUGGGCACGUACGGUAAAAAAGAGAAAUUUAGUCAUCAAAGAGUUCCAUCAGGAUCUCGUGAAUUUAAAGAAAUGACUAAACGCGACGCUGUUAACCAACUGCAGCAUGAACUUGACAGCCUGUUGAGUACCGCCACUGAGAAUCAAAUUCCAAAGCUGAGAACACAACUUGAAUGUUUUAGGCAGCUUUUUGAGCGCUUUCUCAGCGAAAAGGGUCCAUCAAUUAUCUGGGAACGUAUAGAAAAGCUUCCCGAAGAUGCCGUUAAGGAUUACUUUUCUCUUCCGGAACCGUCAACACAACUCGUGCGCGAGAUGUUAAACAAACUUGUUGUAAUCAAGUUGAAUGGUGGUCUGGGAACUUCAAUGGGUUGCCAUGGCCCGAAGUCUAUGAUUCAUGUGCGAAACGAAUUAAAUUUUCUUGAUCUCACUGUGCAACAAAUUGAACAUCUCAAUAAGACGUACGAUGUCAAUGUACCCCUUGUUUUAAUGAACUCGUUCAACACCGACGAUGAUACCCAAAAAUUUGUACGUAGAUAUAAAGGUCUUCAAGUCGAGAUAUAUACUUUCAACCAGAGCUGUUUCCCAAGAAUCAGCAGGGAUACGUUACUACCGAUUGCAAGAACAUGUGAUAUUGAAGGUGACAUGGAAGCAUGGUAUCCACCUGGCCACGGUGAUUUUUAUGACAGUUUCAGAAACUGUGGGCUCUUAAAAGAGUUUAUUCAACAAGGUCGUGAAUAUUGUUUUAUAUCUAAUAUUGACAACCUUGGUGCAACUGUCGAUCCAAAAAUUCUGAAUCUUCUCUUUCGCCCCGAAGACAGAUCACCAGAAUUUGUGAUGGAGGUAACAGACAAGACAAGAGCUGACGUGAAAGGUGGUACCUUAAUUCAGUAUGAACAAAAGUUACGAUUGCUGGAAAUUGCACAAGUUCCUAAAGAACAUAUCGAUGAUUUCAAGUCAGUAAAGACUUUCAAAUUCUUCAAUACAAAUAAUUUAUGGGUAAAACUCAGUGCUAUAGAACGAGUACUGCAAGAAAAAACACUGAACAUGGAAAUUAUUGUGAACAAUAAAACAUUAGCUAACGGACUGAAUGUUAUUCAACUAGAGACUGCUGUAGGUGCAGCAAUGAAGACUUUUAAUGGUGGCCUCGGUAUAAAUGUUCCUCGGAUGCGUUUUUUGCCAGUCAAGAAGACAUCAGAUUUACUGUUAGUGAAAAGUAACUUAUACAGCCUCAACCAUGGCUCUCUUGUUAUGAGCCCCUUGCGCAUGUUCCCCACGACACCAUUGGUCAAGCUGGGUGACAAUCAUUUCGCAAAAGUAAAGGAAUUUCUAUCAAGAUUUGCAGAUAUUCCAGAUCUUCUUGAACUUGAUCAUUUAACUGUUUCUGGUGAUGUGACAUUUGGGAGGGGUGUGUCUCUGAAAGGCACUGUAAUUAUUGUUGCUAAUCAUGGUGACAGAAUUGAUAUACCAUCUGGGGCAGUGUUAGAAAAUAAAAUAGUGUCAGGCAAUUUGAGAAUUUUGGAUCACUAGUACUGUGUUAAAAUUUUGCAAUGAUGAUUCUAUGUUUAUGUUUGCUACAAAAAGAAAUGGAAACAAAUUGUUGUGUUUCAUCCAUAUUUUAGAUUUUCUUGCAUUCACUAGUCCUGAUUUUUAUGUUUGUUAAUUACUAUUAGUAAUCUGGAGUCACAGUUGUAUCCAUGAAAAUUUUAUUCAAAUUGUUUCUUACUUCUGAUAUGAACCUGUAGUUAUUGCCACCCCUAUGAAUUUGGACUUAAAUAUUUGUUACUCUUACCAUUUCAGGUAUUCAAGUGAGCUUAAUGUCAGUAUUUGUACAGGAGAGCUUGGUUGCUUCCUAAUAUAGUUUCAAAUUUAAAAUUGUAACUAAUUCAUUGUUAAGGUGUUGCUUAGAAUUUUAUGAGUUGUUGCCGGUGGUUCAUGGUGUUGUCUCAAGGUUUCAGUAAUGGUAAAUCAUCAGAUAUGUCGUGAUGAUCUCUUCUCCAGGACCUAUUAUAAAAUUAUUGCCUGAGUAAGUGAUUUUACAUGUGUUCUAUGUUAUGCAGUUUGUUAGCACUAAUAAACUAUAAAAAGAAACACAUCUAUUAAUAGAAGUAUAUAUUCUUUUAAUGACGAUCUAUUGUAAAUGAUGUCUGCAUCUCAUAUAUUUCCACUGCUUUCAGGAGUUUAGCAUAGAUAAGUUAUACAGAUUUCUUAGUCACAAUACAACUUACUAUUAAUUUUAUAGUAUUUUUUGGUCACACUUGAUUCUUUCCUCAUGUAAAAAUUGCGUAAAUGGUUCUCAAGUUAACAACAGCACACCAUCUUUAGGUUCAGAUGGUACUGUAGGGUGCUGUAAUGCCAAUCCAAUGUACAUGGUAGCUUGCAAGGAAAACAUAGACAGCCAGAGGAAGGGAGGGACUAAAUCACUGCAGAGGAAUUUGACAUGAACAAUUUCCUUUCAGAGAAAAUACUAUGGAUCCCACACUGUUGAAAUCCUGGCUGCAGACCACGACCUAGGCAUUGUGACAAAUUGUUACUGUCUAGCUUGUGUGCCCUGGUUUCAAGCCCCUGUUAGUGUGUUUGAUUGAUUGUUCUAAUCCCCUUCCUCUCUUCUGGGCACUUGAACUUUUGCUAUGGGCAUCCAUGUAAACUUGUCACUACAGCUCCGUAUAACAGCAUAAGUUCAUGAAAAUGGUGAGCAGCUGUCGUAUAGAAAUAUAUGCAGGUAGUGUGUUACGACAGCAUGCAACAUUAUGCUAAAGGACCGUUUAUACAGUUGCUUACGUAUAAUUUUUUUCCAAAGCUAUUACAGUGCACAUUUCAGAUAAGCGAUGAUUCAUUGAAUAAAUCAGAUGCUAUAUUGUGUAUUUCCUGAUUUAAAUCUUGUUCAUGGUACUGUGCAGCAUGAAUACUGCUUUGCCAUUGCCUGUUUCACACUUUCUUCUUCUGUCAAUCUGUGUGAAUGGCUGUAUAAUUUAUUUUGCAUAAGAGGAGUAAAUUCAUGUAGGCCUAUACAAUUUAGUUAUGGAUAGGGUAAAUUCAAUCUUCUGUGUUUCAUAUUUGGAUCCUGUGUGUAUCGCUUAUUUGUGGAAAAUGUCACACUUAAUGGACAUUCACCCUGAAUGUUGAAAAGUUUCCUUAAAAACAAUUACACACUGAACAGUAAAUCAGAAAGUACUUUGUGCAGUGAAAUUACUGUUAGUGUAGACUGCAUGCAAAAAGUAGUAGAGUGUUAGAUAUAAAUCCAUUGUUUCGUAGUAAAUUACUACUGAACCUGAUAACGUCUUGUGAAAUGUUUUAAAAUAAAAAUGAUUGUUGUAUAGUUCAUAGUUUUAGCACACACAGUGUGAGAGUUAAAUCAGAAAUGUUGUUUGUAAUGAAAUACUAUGCAAAGUAUAUUUGUAGACCAGGUAUAAAAUAUAAUAGUAUGUGUUAUGAAUUUCUGUGAGCUACUGUGGUGAUAUUACAAAUAAUUGAUUGUAAAAAUCACGCUGUUAAAAUUUGUGCAUUAGAAACAUUGAAAAGUUUUAGCUAUUAAACUCAGUUCAGUUGUAUAAUACCUUAUUUACAGUAAGGAAAUGACAGGAUUGCUUCUGUGGGUGAUUAACAGUUUAGCAAAUGAUGAGAAUAUAGGAAGAGUUUAUGAAAGUACGAGGUCUGUAAGUAGCCUAACUGCAACAAGAUCAGAAGAUCAGAUUGCAUGAAAACACAUUUUGUGAUUUUGUAUCAUAUUUAGGACACCUUACCCUAACUGCAACAAGAUCAGAUCAGAAGAUCAGAUUGCAUUCUCUAUCCUAAGUGCAAUGGAUUGUGUUUAUGUAGUAUGUAAUGUGUACUGUGAAGGAAAUUCUUAAAGUUAAAACUUUAAGAAGCAAUGUAAGAUGGGAUAGACAUAUAUGUAUUUUUAAAUCAUUUGGUACAUCAGUAAUCUCAUUUAUGAAGCUGUUCUUUUUCAAUUUUGGCGAGGUCCUUUUUGUAUAUUACUGCUAUGUGUGUGAAAAGUAAUUGUAGGGUACUAAAUUGUGAAUAAACUGAGUAGACUGUUGUUGUUCUUCUUAGUUCAACCUGAAAUUAAAACAAAUUGUUUUAUGGUGUUUCUAAACUGGCUGUUUGGAAUAUUUCACCACUAGAAUGAGUAUAACAUUUUAGAAAAGAAAAACAUUAUUUUCUGUCUGUUUUAUUUUUUAUUUUCAUCCUUAUGAGUGAAAUACCAGUACAUAGCUUCCUCCCCCCCCCCCCCCCUCCAUAAGCUAAAUGAAAUAGAACAGCUUCUAUAUUUACAGUUGAUUUUUAACAGGAGAUUAAAUUUGCUGCUAUAUGUUGAAGCUUCUAUAUUAUAACCGUAUUCUUGACCCAAGGUACGAAGAGAAAUAUAUACUGGAAUCUAUAAGUUAUCUUGUACAUAACAAUUAUAUACUUGUAUAACAACUGUGUGUGUUAACAUGUUUCAUAGAUUAAAUAUAUGAAACAUGUACCAUAUCAAAUAUGUUGAUCUACAUAUUUUAAUACACUAGACUCUUGCUGAGCCGGUCAUUCUUGCGACAUAUGGGUGCCGGAUUAUUGAGUGCCUGAAAUUUAUUUUAUUCAUUUAUUUUGAAAACAUAGGGGAUAUAGUGUACUGUACUUUAUUAAACCAAAGGAUACAAUUUUAAAACACAGGAUAUAGUUUAUUGAGUUCAAAAAUGCAUUAAUUUCCACAGAAAACUUAGUCCUCGGGUGUAUACUGUACGUAAUUAUACAGUCAUAUCACUGACUAUGAAACAUGUCCCUAAUUUUUAACUGUUGCAAUGAUGAUACACAACGGUAGCAUGCUUUAUCAUGCAACUGCUUUACAAGCAUUACAUUGGUACUGCACAUAUAUGGUUGUUGCAUAAUAUACUCCAGGAAGACCUCAGCACCAGCAGUGUGAGAAAUCUUCAUGCUCUCUCCUCCUGUGUCCUGUUCUUCAUCACUUUCAUCACUACUUUCUUGCACGCUUUUGAUUAUUUCUUCAUCUGUUAAAAUUUGGUCCUUAUCACAGUUUUCCUCAUUCAGCCACUUAGUAACAUCUUGAUCAUCAAUUUCUUCUCCUCCUGGAAGGUUGUGGAACAUGUCAGUGUACAAAGUAAUUGAUAAUUCCAAAUAUACUGGCUCAUCACUGUCACUCACUCACUACUGGAUCCAACUCGUUAUGAAUGGGUGGCCACAGUUGUCUCCAGCUCUCAAUUAUGGUAGUGCUCUCCACUUUAUCCCAUGCUUUGGCUGCUUGGAAAACAGCAUCAUGUAUGUUAAUUGAUUUCCACACCUUCAGCAUAGUCUCAGAGGAGUCUUUUUCACUUUCAUAUAGCAAGGAGAGAAGAAGUAAAUGUCAAUAACAAUGUUUAAUUCAUUCCAAAAUUCGUUGGUCCAUAGGCUGAAAGGGCUGUCACAUUGGGUGGGAGAAAGAGUGCUUGUACGUGUACACCAUCUGACUUUAGAGAAACAUCUGAAGCAUGACUGAG